AUGCAAGAAGCACACCCCCCACAAGGUCACUCAAUACAAGGCAAGCUAGUGAUCCUAGAACCGAAGAUCCCUUUUCAAGUCAAACUAACAAGAACCCAUCUCUAUCCACCGGAUCGAUUAAUAUUACAGACCGGAAAGGCUUCGCUUUUUGCACAGGGUAAACGUCGUUACGACCGAAAACAAUCCGGUUACGGUGGACAGACCAAGCCUGUGUUCCACAAGAAGGCAAAGACCACCAAGAAGGUCGUUCUUCGAAUGGAAUGCACAGUAUGUAAAUAUAAAAAGCAGGUUGCCUUGAAACGAUGCAAACACUUUGAACUUGGUGGUGACAAGAAGACAAAGGGUGCUGCUCUUGUGUUUUAA
Puccinia triticina is the source of this 363-nucleotide messenger RNA. RefSeq lists its product as uncharacterized. NCBI's taxonomy places the organism in Eukaryota, Fungi, Basidiomycota, Pucciniomycetes, Pucciniales, Pucciniaceae. The coding region runs from base 1 to 363 and encodes 120 amino acids. The transcript is spliced from 6 exons. Gene Ontology annotation, molecular function: structural constituent of ribosome. Gene Ontology annotation, biological process: translation. The record is from RefSeq and is a predicted model, not a curated record. Gene Ontology annotation, cellular component: ribosome; cytosolic large ribosomal subunit.